Penicillium brevicompactum is the source of this 525-nucleotide messenger RNA. RefSeq lists its product as uncharacterized. Bases 1 to 525 code for a protein of 174 amino acids. The transcript is spliced from 4 exons. Lineage: Eukaryota; Fungi; Ascomycota; Eurotiomycetes; Eurotiales; Aspergillaceae. The record is from RefSeq and is a predicted model, not a curated record.
AUGCGCGCCUCGCCCUUGGGCGCAGCACUGCUCCCCAGACUACCCCUUCAAAACUCCCUCGCCACCCGCCUCUUCACAACAACCGGACCCACGGCCUUCACAUCCUCACUGUUAGCAAGGGAAGCAUCACCCUUCCGCCUCUCCAAAAAGUCCGACUCUCCGCCCUCGUUCGAAGAUGCCUAUUACAGUCCAUACCAGCCAAAGCGCCAAUGGCCCCCCGAUAUGAAGAAACUGUCGCCAAAGCACCAGUUCCGACUUGAGCGCAAGUACCGGCGUCGCGCGGCGCUGAAGUACGCCCGGCCGACGUUUAUGAAGGCUGUUACGAUUGGGCAGUGGGUUGUUAUAGGAUUCGUUAUUAUCUACGCCGUAUUGUUCAUGGAGUGGGAAACUAGUGAUACGCCGUUCCACGGGAUUCGGGAUAGCUUCUUCGCUGGUCUCAAGUCCAUAUUCUCCAGCCCUGCGCCUCCAGGUCCUGUGAGGAGAGACCAAAAGGAUAGCUCUGUGUCUACAGAGGGAUCGCAGUAG